AUGUUUUCACGAAAGGAGCGCAACCAGACAGCUCCGUCGCCGCUGGACCUAUCCUCUUUACAGUCCUACUCACCACAAUGGUCGCCGCACCUUCGAUUGGCUACCUGCAUCUCGAUCAAGUAUGCUGUUCGGCGUCACGUAGAGCGUGCAGCCCAUCUGGAUGGUAGCGCAAGCUCGACAAGCUCAACUUCGGUUCCCGGCUCUGCGGCCUACUCUGCCUCGCAGGAAUGGUCCGACUACGGCGAAAAAUUUCUGACUGCAACUUGUCAACAUCUUGGUGUCCCCCAGAACUCUUUGCCGCCAGAUCCGAUCAGCCUGGAUGAUGUUCUAUCAGCUGCACAGGGCCGCUUGGAACAAACCAAUGCGCAUGAUCCCAUCUGUUCGAACGAGCCAAGCUUCGAAUCGGGCUCAGACCAUAUUCGCCGCUUUCCCAAUCUCGAUCUUCCCAUCAAAGGCAUCGACGACUCCAGAAAGACGGACAACGCUGGACAAGGUCCUGAGGAGAAACCACGGAAGGACGAGCUUGCCGAGCCCUCAGCAGCCCUGGAGGGUCUACAUCUGAGCGAAUCCGCAACUCCGUAUUCGCCCGACUCGGAUCACGGCUCCGAGGGCUUUGCGUACGACCAGGACGCACAGGAGCUGCCGGACUUCUUCCGUAAUCAAACGGAUGCCUCGGUAUCGUCGCAAAUGAACAGCGCAGAUCUCCGCCGUCGGCAACGGGCACGGACCUUGUCACAGGGGACACUGACCUCCGCACCGCCAAAGCGCUUGCAGGGCGCUCUCGAUUCCGGAUCUGGUCAAGAGAUCGAAGUCGCUCACGAGCUGCUUCUGAUCGCUCUCGGGCUCGGCCAGUUCCGGGCUCAAGAUGGAUCCUCUACCCUGUUCGAGCAAGAUUUUCUCUUCGGAGAGACGCACCUCGACCUGCCGCAAUCGGACAAACCUAGCACUGCGGAGCAGCAAGAGCCAGGAGCACCAACAACAUCAGUUCAGCCGCAACAACAGGGUGCGGAGAAAUCAUCAGCAGUAAAGACCUCCUCUACUGUUGGCCAAGGGAGUACAGCAGACGAAGCGAUGAAGACCAUGUCCGAGACAGGACGCAUGAUCGGCGACGCAUCCAAGAGCGCCUUCACCUCGCUCAAAGCAGGGACCUUGUCUGGUUGGAGCAAGCUUUCUUCUGCCAGUAAAGACUUGGUCAACUCUCCAUCACAAAGCUCGUCCAAUCCAGCUGCGAUCAAGCAAACGAGCAAAGAAGCGAGGCAGCCGGUCAAGCCCAACGAGGUGUGCCACUACGACGCUCGGGCGCGGUCGCUGAUCUUCGUCGCCGUCACCGCAAUGGGCAUCUCAGGUCAACAGGUGUGGAUGGCCGAGAAAGUAGUAGCACAGACCAUCUUUUUUAUUAUGAGCGAAGGCGACAAGGCAUCAGCGUCCAAGAAUGGCAAGGGAAUCGUGGCGCAGCUUCCUGCUGGAGCAUCGCUCGAUGCGCGUACCGGAUCCAUCACGCAGGCAUCUCAGCGCUCAGAGUACAUGAACCAGCACUCUGGAUCGGUCGUACAGAGGGAGCGCGAAAAGGUGACGUGGGGCAAGUGGGCGGCCAUGGGAGGUGGCUUCAUCGCAGGGGGGCUGGUGAUUGGUUUGACAGGUGGUCUGGCGGCUCCACUGAUUGCGCCCGCGCUCGUCGGUCUCACGGGUGUCUCGUUUCUUGCCACCUCGGGGGGCAUCAUCAUGCUCGGCACGCUGUUCGGCCUGGGGGGUGGCGGCCUAGCUGGCUAUCGUGUCGAACGACGUCUUCGAGGAGUAUCGUCCUUCGCCUUUGCCGAGCUGGACACCGAAGCACGCAAAGCAGGCGUGGCCAUUCCGAGCUUGCAUGCGACCAUCUGCUGCAGCGGACUCAUCCUCGAGACUUCACAGCAGGUUGCACCGUGGACGCGCAUCUUUGAGGGAGCCAAGGACAACCGCGAUGCUUUUGCCAUCGAAUGCGAGGCCGACAUGAUGAAGGAAGCGGGUCAAGGCUUGCGCUCGUACAUGCUCGACAAUCUGAUCCGAACCGGUGGCACCAAAGCAGCCGAAGAGGUGGUCAAGAAGACGGCGUUGGCCGGGAUCGCUGCGAUCACGCUCCCGAUGAGCGUGUUCAACGCUGCAUCCGCUACGCUCGACGGCGUCUUUGUGCGCGCCAAGACCAAGGCGCACAAAGCUGGGCUGAUCCUUGCAGAAACGCUGCGGAACGAAGUUCAGGGCCAUCGCCCGGUUGUCUUGAUCGGUACCUCUCUGGGCGCGGCUACCAUCCUCACUGCGCUCACGGAGCUCGCCAAAGAUCCCGAAAACACCUCACAUCUGGUCGACUCGGUGUUCCUCAUCUCGGCUCCCAUCACACCGUCCAACUCAACGCUGCGCAAGGCGAGGACAGUGGUGCAGCGACGCUUCGUCAAUGUGUUCUCGUCCAAGGACAUGGUCUGCGGCAUUGCUGCCUGGCUGGGAUCGGGUGUUUCGGUGGAAGAAUUGAGAGCGGGCAAGCUACCGCGCGUAGCAGGCAGCCGUGCAAUCGACGAUGUGCCGGGACUGGAGAAUAUCAAUGUCUCGGAUAUCAUCUCGAGCCAUUUCGAGGUGAACGACGACGCCAAGCUGGCUGCCAUCUUGACUCGGUGUGGUGCGCUGGAGCAUUGA
Molecule: messenger RNA, 2661 nt
Organism: Sporisorium graminicola
Lineage: Eukaryota; Fungi; Basidiomycota; Ustilaginomycetes; Ustilaginales; Ustilaginaceae
Exons: 1
Coding region: 1-2661 (886 amino acids)
Source: RefSeq, a predicted model, not a curated record